GAAACACGGGACUGUACCUUCUUCCGUGUAUUGUAUAUGUUUUGUGUUUUCACUGUUAAAAAACAAGUGCUAUUUUUGUGGUGGUAUUUUUUAAACACAUACUUAAAAUAGACCAACUAAAGUAAGUUUACUGGCGGCUUGAAUCAUUAUAAAACGUUGGAAUCAGUUUCAGAUUCGCUGUAUUAGCCUCACUCAACUAAACUCAAAUGCCGUCCAUUAAGCAAGAAAUGACGAGUAACAGAGUGCCAAAAGUUUUACCAAAACAUGUACCAAGCGCGGUUUGUUUUCGGAUACCUACUACCUCUUAUCACAUGUACACUGAAGAAAUAAUGGAAAAAGAAAUCAUAUUCCAAGUAGUAAAGUUGCACCUGAAUUUUACCAAUGAAGAUUCACUUCUGAUUUAUGUUAAUGACAAAGAGCAAGACUACCAUGAUGAUAUAUGUUUGGCAAUGAUGAAUGAGAUUAAAAAAGAUAGUCCAUUAAGUACUGUGAUAUUUGGGGGCAACCCUGAUAUCUUUACAAGGGAAAUGUGCAGCAGACUAGCAGAAAAGCUAGGCAAACCAGUGUACUUGAGCUGCAAUCUAGAUCCUAUUUGUGACUUUCUUCCAAUAGUUGAGGAAAAACUGCUUGAGAAAAUGGUUGAGAUGCCCGAUAUAUUUUAAUGUGGGAUAUGUCCAGUUUUAAAAAUACCAGGCAUUAAGGCACAGAUUAUUUAUAUUACGAGAUUAAUUUUAUUGUUUAUUAUAAGAUGGAGGAACACCCGUAAGGCUGCAAAAAGGACUCAUUUUUCUUUUACCCAACACACAGCAGGGAUAAAACUUAACUAUGCUGGACUCUAAGCUAAGUAAUUUACCAAUAGCUAUUACAAAUAUUAAUUCGUUCAACUGAAGAUAAUAGGUGUAUUAUGUCUUCUGCAAAAUACUUAUUUUUUGGUCAAGUAAUGUUUUUAAUACCACUUAUAUUCCUUCAGAUAUUUUUAAUGAUUGUAAUAUAUUUUUAACAAUACUUCAUCACAUUUUGAAAGCUGGUCAGGAAGUGACACCUUCAUGUGAAGAUUACAGUGUUGCUAUUCAUACAUCCGGUAACUCGGCACCAUAUUCAGAACUAUUUACACCAACUGAUGAUGAUUUAUUUUCACAUACUUUUGCUCUCUGGGAAAUUUAACAAUAAGAUGUACUAACUACAUACAUAAUGAAGAAAUGUAUGAAUCACAUAAAUUAGAUCAGCUUUUUGUUUUGCAGUGAUGAAGUAGCUGUGCCAUUUUCUAAUAUAGUUUUGCAUAAUAUUCAUUUUCUGUGCAUGAUGUAUUUACUGCAUGUACAUAAUGCAUUUGAAAAUUGACAUGUGUUUGUAUAUAUGCCAUGCUUGUAAUUUUGAAUAUUUAUUACAUAUUUUGUAUCAUAGAUACAAUGAUGUUAAAAACUAGUUUUUUUAAACCAAUUAAGUUUUUUCACUGUAAAUAUGAAUUUUAAAAUACAAGUGCUUUGAAGUGGUAUUUUAGAGUUGAAUUUUAGUUAAGGUGGCAUAUAUCUACAAGUACAUGUUUUCACUUGAUAGGAAUUAAUCAUUCUAUAAAGUUUGGUGAGUUAUGUAUCACAAAACACCUAGACAUACAUCUAAUGUUUUUGGCAUUUACGACACAAGCAUCUUCAGCAGGUGUGGCUUAAUACAAAUACGUAAUAGACUGGGUACUGAAGAUCUCGAAAUUAUUAUUUUUUAUUUAAAAUAUUCAAUACAUCUUCAAAUAAUGAAGAUGCCUGAAAUUAUAUCAGUAAAAUAUACGAGUAUUACUAUUUUUUUUUAUCAGGGUUUAUCUUAAGUUCUAAUAUAAGAGUUAUUACUUUCUAAUUCUCAGGUAUGAAUGCCAAUGAAAAAGUUAUACAUUAUGUUUGUGUUUUUAUGUAAAUAUGUGUUUAGUUGCCUUUAGACAUAUUUUUUUACUACUUUUCUCAUUACCUGCUUCCACCUAACAAAGAAUGCUAUCAACCUGCUACAUACAUUGGUUAACGGAUGUAAAGCUAGUUUUUUGACGGGGCGUCAAAAAUAAAUUGUCUAAAAGCAACUAUAUAAUUAUAUUUUUUUGUCAAUUUCUAUUAGUCUCCAGAUUGUUUAAACCAAAUAAAUUUGGUUUAAGCCAAAAAAAUGCCUUAAAUCAAAAAACCUUUUGUUUCGAUUUUUUUAAAAAAACCUGGUUUUUCACAAACCCUGUUUUGGUCAAAUGUAUUAAUGCAUAAAUAUCCCUUUUGGAGAAAGUUACCAUUUUGUCAAAGAAAAUAUUGAUUUUUGAUAUUCAAUUUAAGAAGAAUUAGUCUUGGUUGAGUUAGUAUCCAUGAUCGUAGUUCAAGUUUGAAGUGUUUUCUGCAUUGUAUGUAUUUUAUGUUUGUUGGAAUGUUAUAAAAUUUUGAGGCUAGAAAGUAAUAUGAUCGUUGGCGUAUAGCUAUAUAUACACUAGGUAUUUUGUUGAUACUUAAAUCGUGUUUGAUGAGUGUGAUUCAUAGAUCGAACUAAUUUUGGGCGUUUAGUUAAAUAGUUGGGACUUUCCUUUACAGAGCGUAUAGGUCAGAUAAUAAGCAUGUUUUUUUAGUAACAUAAAUACCAAAUCGGCUCGAGUCGGGUUUUGUCGAAUUUUUAUUACUAUGAGGAUAAUUUAAAAAGAUGUUGCAACCUUAAGAAACGACUGAGGCACGGAUGAUCUCGAAAUUAUGUUGUUCUGUGAUUGAUAUUGCCGUAAGAAGUGUACAGAGGUCUGACAAAAAGUGUAUAGAGGUACGAAACUCUAUGCACUUUUUCUGGCAUUAGUGUGAUAGGUUUAAAUGUUUAGCUGUACCAUGAAGAAAACAUGUAAUUGUGCUUAGGGUCAUGUCGGCAACUGUGGCUUAAUUAUUUUUUUUUUUUUGAAGGCUACAACAUGAAAAAUGUAAAUCAAUAUGACAUUUUCAGAAAAUGUAUAGGUAGCGUCUUUAUUAAACUUUAUUUUGCUCUAGACGUAUUUGCUACAGCUGUUCCUAAAAAUGCAUUAGAUUUUUUUUAAGUUUGUCAUUGAGUCACUGUGUACUACUACCUAUUUAGAGUGACUCACGAGAUACAGUUUGGACAACAGCGAUCGGUCACGUGCUAGGCAGAAAGUCUUCGUAUGGGGGGGGGGGUUUGGGUAAAUGAUUAAAGUACCUAAAUGACAUGUAAAAGCUUCUUGGAAAUAAAUAUCAAAUCAAUUUUCUCAUAAUCAUUUAAUAUUUAUAUAUAUUUUUAAAAAUGAGACAAUGUUACAGCAUUAAAUUUAACCGUCUUGGUCGGGAGGAUAUUUCGUUCAUAACAUCAUCUACUGAAAUGGCUUGAUUUGAGUGGGCCGACAUCAAGGCCAACCCGGUUAAACUAUCAUUCCCCAUUUUAUUGCUUAAAUAUGUUUUUACUCGUUUUAAUGUUAAAAAGGAUCUCUCAAUACUUGCGGUAGAUACAGGGAGCGACGCUAACAGUUUUAAUAGUUUGUAUAUAUGUGGAUAAAAAGCAGCAUCGCACUUAGCUGAGACUUCUAUGCUUCUCUUUCCAUUGAAGUUUGUUCAGCAUUUUCCACUGUUCAGCCCACAAGUGAUAUUUGCUCUCCAAUGUGACCUCAGACACAUCGUCAUGUAGGUAAGAAAGUAGAUUCGGAAGGUUCAGCGCAUUAUCGACACGUAUCUUAUGUGGCAAUAACAUUUCCAGCGUUUUCAAAAUUUGCACAAUGUUCCCUCCAAAUCGGCUUUUCAGACUUCCAAGAAGGUCAUAUAGACACGAAUGAAAAUGCUUCUUUAAAAUAUUCCAUUGGCGAGUCUGCUGGAUAAUUUUUUCUAUGUACUUGUCUGCCAGUUAUUCGUGGCAUUGUCAUAUAUUCGAUGCCAAAGAGAGAAGGAAAUAUGUUCAACUUUUUUUCUUUUUACAUUCUUCGUUUAAUGUAUUGGUUCGCAGAUUUUUAAUAUGCUCUAUGGCACUUUUUUCAAAAGUAAAUGCAGAGCAUAUACCAUGUUUAGGAACUUUGCAAAUACUGAGACAAAGUCAAUGUAAGGUAGGUGCGCCAAAUAUUGCAACCUUAAGGUUUGGUUGUAAAUAAAACCUACACUGUUGUUAAUAAAUGAACAUAGAUUUGGGUAUUAGUGAAGCAAUGUAUUGUUUCUAAUAAUAUAACAUGACUAUCUUAAGAAACUAAGCAGAAACAAAAUAAAAAAUACAUUUUCAUUAUAGUUGCAAAUGGCAAUAUUAGGAACAGAGCGUUCCUAAUAUUGCCACCGAUGUCAAUAUUAGGCACGAAAGAAAUACAGUUAAAAGUAAUACAUAUUUCUGAAAAAUGUAAUUUAACACGUUCGCUGCCAUACAAACUACAAAAAACUCUUUGAGAGGCCAAUAUAUUUUUUCGAAAAAUCAUAAAGCCAAAAGUGUUUUUAGCGAUCUCUUAUAUAUUAUGUUUGUUUGUUCUGUGUAUUGAGUGUCAAAACUACAGUGACUCAAGGGCUGAGUCAUCGGCCUCUCAGAUGCAUUUCUACAAGUAGAGGCCGCAUGACUCAACAUUUGAGCCAUACAAUGAAUUCAGUCGAAUUUUCCAAACACAAAAGGAAGCUAGGUAAAUAUUUAGAACAAUGUAUUUCUAAAAGGGUACAAAUACAACAUCAAUAAAACAAAGAACAUAAAUGCCAAAGUUAAAAUUAAGAAAAUAGAAGAAUAGGUGAUAUUUUUCAAAAAAAAAAACACGUCAAAGUUUUUUUUCUAAAACGGUACAAGUCAAACAUCAGUAAAACCGAUACCUAAGUAUAAACUAAAAAAACGUAAAAUAAAAAUACAAACAAGGAAACUAAACUUUGGUUUUUCCUUUAUUGCAGAAACUAACAUAUAUAGUAUUCACGAGGAUAUGGUAUCCUAACAUUAGAACUACAUAAAACGCAAAAAGAGUAAGUGGGCACUUACUUUGAUGUAUGAUACAAUUGGAAACAGUUUCCAAGACAUAACCCUGGCUUGUCUGGGCAAGCUGGACAAAAAAACGGAGUAUUUUUGCGCGAUUUAUUUUCAUAACACACUCUACACCUUUUUCUCAUUUGUCGUCCUGCAGCAUCUAACUGGUAUUUUUCAGGCAAAUGACAAGCUGUUUUCUUGGGACAUGGAUCAGCCUCAGGUUUAUCUUCUUUUUCUGACAAUAAUUUUUCUAUAAUGUUGUGUCGAAAGUCAUAGUAGUCAUAGUUUAGUUUUUUCUUGGUUGAAUAUUGGUUAUAUAGGUGAUAACUAUUGAAAAGCAUCAUUGAUAUUAUAUGAAUACCCAUCUUUUUGUACCACCUAAUGGUUUUUCGUUCACUUGCAUAAUACGAAAGCAUCUGGUCUUGGCGAUCUAUUCCUGACAUGUACUUAUUGUACAUAAUGAUCGCUUUGGGUUUUUGCUUACUUUCUCCUCGUCUAUUUUCCUCUUGCACCAUUUCACCAUCGAAUUCUGUAGAAAUGAAUAACACGUCUCUCUUGUCACGCCAUUUCCCAACUGUAACUCCACCGGAGUAUUUGCUAACAGUUUCACCUCUAGCUAAUCUCUUAGAAGUAAUUUCAGAUGGAUUGCCCUUCCUGUUCGCUGUUAGUGUUCCAGUCACGUAGGUUCCCUUCAAAAGUAGUUCCUUGGCCAAAGCAAUACUAUUGUAAUAGUUGUCCAUAUACAAUGAGUGUCCUCUUUCAAGAUAUUUUUUUACGAGACAAAGCACAACAUUUGCAGAAUGUCCCAAUUCCCCCUGCAUGUCCUUUUCGCCCCCAGUAUAUAUCCUCACUUUCAACACGAGACCAUUAGGUUCCGAUAAAAUAUAUAGUUUCACACCAAAUUUGUGCUUUUUAUUUUUAAUAUAUUGCCGGAAAAGCAAUCUACCCCUCCACAAGACCAUCGACUCAUCUAGAGACAAUUGUUUAUUCGGGUAGUAAAUCUCAUCCAUUCUUUGGUUGAAAAAGUCUUGUAGCCAUCUAAUCUUCGAUAAACGGUCAUCAUAUCCUGGUUCUCCUCUUUCAGGAUUUUUGGAAAAAUGUAGACACCUUAGAAUCGUCAAAAAACGAUUUCGGCUCAUAUGGUUCCUAAAACAUUCGAGAUUAUACAACAUGUGAGUUUUCCAAUAGUCCUGCAUCCGGUUUAUUUGUAUAUUGCCCAUAUGAAGCCAUAACCCUAUGAAAACUUUCAAUGUUGAAACUGUUAAAGGCUUCCAGUCGGUUAUUCUUGACUUCUCCCUCGUGUUUUUGCUCAAAAACAAUUGCUCGGCGUAUCUGUUCGUUUCAACAAUGAUAUUUUCGAGAAAUGUGUUCGUAAGAAAUAGAUUGAAAAAGUCAAUAGGGUCGUCAGAUGCUAAGUUUUCUUUUAGUCCAGGGUUGCCGGAAAAUGGAAAGUCCUUUAUGUCUGGGUUAUCGGCCCACAUUGGAACCUCAGAGCGAUCACCUUCUUCGGAGGUUUCAGGGAUCAUAGCAUGCUCCCAAAUCUCCUCUUCUUCGCUUGAACUCGUAUAAUCAGGCUCAUACUCGCUGCCACUGUCUACAAAAGGUUCCUCGUCACUUUCUGAUAAGUAUGCUAAUGCUUCUAACUCCGAAUCACUAAAAAAUUUCCCUCUUUUAGGACCCUCCAACUUUCUCUUCGGUCUAGAUGGCCCUGGAAUUUCGCUGUCCAUUGUACACUGAAGGCAAAAACGUAACUUCAAACCAAUCGCGCAAAAACACGUGUUUAUAAGUCAAUAAAACGCCGGCGUAAUAUGCUGCUACCCUUUCAGUAACCGACGCACUACUGGCUGAUGCAAUAACCUAUCGCACAUGACCCAACAUUUGAGUCAUCGGCUUCUGCCGGGAAGCUGCUGUGACUCAACAGUUGAGUCAUCGGCAGUGAAGGUGUUAAAAACAAGUAAGCACAAAAGUAAGAAAAACUAAACUUAUGAACAUUGAGGGCAAACAAUUUUUCCUUGUUAUCUUUUGUCGGUCGUACACAGGCCUCGUGCACAUAUCUAAAGCACACUAUGCACAAGCGCAUAUCUUCUUUAUUGUUGGUGUUACAAAGAAAGCAAAACCAGGAUUCUUCUUUCCUCGAUUUAUUUGUCGUACUGCUUGUUGGUUUUUUGACAACUUCGUUUGGAUUAUUCGAUUUUGGUGUUGCCGCGAACAAAUCUUUGGUAACUUGCAGCGCUUUACUGUUUAAAGCUGGCUUUCUCUUCACGGUAGAUAAUUUAAUUUCCGGUGUAAUCAGCAAUCCUGUAUCUUUAAAGGAAUUGUCUAAGCAUUUGGAGUCAGAAGGUCUUACUUGAUUAGACGCCGGAUUACAUUUUGUUGUUUCUUUUGUAACCGCAUUUUUUCCUGUCCAUUUUUUAAUUCAAUCAGUGGAAUGUCAUCGUCAGAGCUGCUGAUCCUUUCGCAUCUGUCGUCAAGUAUGUUUCUUAAUCUGUUUCCUAUUUUGGUUAAACUUUUGUAACGUGGCAGGCUUCUUGUUCAAUCUUAGCACGGGUUGCUUUUAGCCAAGCUUUAGUAAACAUUUCUCCAAACCUCGAUUUUGUAAUCGCCUUGCCAGAGUUUCUCAUUAAAAACUGUAGGACUUCUUGGUCCCAAAACGCCUCAAAGCUUUUAAACACCGAUUUAUCCAUGGGUUGCAACUCAUGUGACGUGUUGCUAGGAAGGCAAAAUAAAGUUAUGCCCAAGUGGUCAGCUGCAUCAACUAUAGAAAUAUCAAGAUGACUUUUAGCUCCAUCAAAUAUCUGUAAGGAAUCAAGAAAUACGAUACAAAUGCUUCGCAUGUCUACUACCUUUAUUUGUGACAAUAGCUUGUGAGCCAGGGGGCAUGUGAUCAGCUUUAAGUCUUUGACCUUUAAAAAGCACAAAAGGCGGUACAGAUUGACCAAGCGCAUUUCCACAACCUACAAUCGACACAUUUCCUCCAUGUUCAGGUGCCGUCAAAUGUACCCGUUUUGCUCCCUUGUUAGCCAAAACAAUUUGUUGCUUAUGAAUUGUCAAUCUGCAUCCUUUUUCGUCCAUAUAUAUGCUACCUUGUUUGUCAAAUAGGUUUCGAGGGUAUCUCUCAAUUUAUUAAAAUAGUCAUCGACGAUUGUCUUGUUCAUUUUUUGGGCUCGAGCCAUAUUCAUCUGUAGAGCUUUUCGCAUCGCUACGUCAGGAUGUCUGCGCAAGAAUAACUGAGCCAUUUUCUACCAGCCCUUUCAGACUGUUGAGAAAACGAAUUUGGUAUGUCAUUUUUUGUAGCAAAAGAAAACACACUUUUCACUAAAAUUUUGCUUGUUAUAGGCAUUCCUACCUCAGCUAAUCUGUGAAUUCUUACCACGAGAUCAUUUUCUUGUGCUGUAGAUAAUGUUGUCGACCUUCCAAGUUUUCUUACGGGAUUUUUUGAUUUAUGAUGAAGACCGAGUGUUGAGCGAAGAAUGUUGUAAUGGUUGCCAGUACCUUUGAUGGACAUUCCGUUUGUUAUGGCUUCCAACGCUGAACGCAGGUCCUCCUCUGACCACAUCUCGUUUUCUUGGCAUUCUGAAAAAGAUUUUAAUAUUUAGUCCCCAAUAUUGCCACUGGCAAUAUUGGGAAAAAAGCACGUGCAAAAAAUUUCUAACCUAGAAUUGCAUUUGAAAUACUUGAUGGAAUUCAUAAAAUAUAAAUUACUGCACUGUACUUACCUGAACUUGAUUACAAAAAUCGAGAAAAUGUUAAUGUAGCUUGCGUGGGGUCAUCAGGAAAAGUAGGCGAGCUUAUAGCGCGAGUACGAAAAACAAAUGGCGUGCUCCUGAUGGUCGCCCUAAACUAAAACCGCCAAAUAGUAGACAAGUCGCUGCCAGUCCAAAAGACUUGCUUCUGCUGCCACCUUAUAUGCAGCGUCGAUAGAGUAGCGGCGCUUUUCUAAAAUAAACAACUUGCAACAAAACCGCGGUUAAAACCAACGCGUUCAAGCGAUUCGUGUAACUGACGUCAUCAACCCGUGUGUCAUCUUGAACCAUAUUAUAACCGCGGCACAUAACAGAAAUUUUGGUUAUUCGC
Molecule: messenger RNA, 8991 nt
Organism: Acanthoscelides obtectus
Lineage: Eukaryota; Metazoa; Arthropoda; Insecta; Coleoptera; Chrysomelidae
Source: the annotation of a GenBank genome assembly